UACAUUUGCAAUAUUUUAUUGACACUCAAAAACACUACACAUAUUCACAAUAUAUUUAAAAACCCCCCGAAACCAGUGACCACUUUUUAGUUUGACUAUUACUUAUUGACAACGGGUCAUAUAAUGUUACGGUCGAUAUAUUGAGGACACAUACACACAGACAUCAUUAUUAUCAUCAUCAACAACAACAGUGACCACAUAUACGCACGCUAUGGCCAAACGUUAUUUUGACAACUCUGCCAAACAAAAGCCCGGAAUUAUCAGCGAUGAACUUCGUCGGGCGCUUAACAUACACGACGACAAACUACCGAUUUGGAUAUACCGUAUGCGAGUAUUAGGUUAUCCGCCCGGUUAUCUACAACAGGCUCAGGUGAACACACUGUCCAUAUUUGACGACGCAAUCAAUGCCGCCGAAGAUGGCGAAGUGCGCGACACACCGGCCGUCGCCGCCGCUGCCAAUCCGUCCGGCGUUCAGUACAAUAAGGAAUCGUUUAUUGAAUAUCCAGGCUUUAACUGUCCCGUUCCCUACGGUGUCAAAGAUGAUUGGCAUUAUCUACGAAUGCCACCGAUGCUCGAACAGCAACAGCUAAAAGAAGCGCUCAAAACAAUGCGAGUGAUGGAACCGGUUCCCUAUAAGAGGGCCAAAAUGGACUUACCGUCGACCACCACCACCACCACACCACCAUCAUCAUCAUCGACGGCAAGUCGCCGAUCAUCAACUAAUCGUAAAUCUGACUCGUCAUUCUAUGGCAACAAUGAAUCGCUAAACAAUAGUUCAUUAAAUUCAUCAAAGUAUGACAACAGUGUUGUUGAUCUCGAAUCGGACGACGAUGUGGUCGUACUGGAGGACACACCACCGAAAAGUUCUUCCAACGGCAAUGUUUCCAAAACAAGUCAAUUGUCCGAAACGGAAAGCCAAUCAACAACAACAACAACAACAACAGCACUAACCUCAACGCCUGUUGUUUUGCACAACGAAAGUACCGAUAGUGAACGUAAACUGAAGCUAAUAUCGAUGGGCAGUCCGAUGCCGGUAUCGGAACGUACGAAAAAGCCGGCACUGGAAAAAUGGUCCGAAGGUAUGGGCGAACUGUUGUAUUUUGAGAACCCAGAGUCAGUACAAUACACCGGUAUCUAUAAGACCAAAAUGAAGGCCGUUAUCGACAAGAUUCGGGAGAAGACUAGUAGUGGCCAUACGUGACUAUAAUAAUGUGUUUUUGUUUUUUAAAUGUUUUUUUUAAUAAUUUUAAUUUAUAAUUUG
Molecule: messenger RNA, 1261 nt
Organism: Oppia nitens
Lineage: Eukaryota; Metazoa; Arthropoda; Arachnida; Sarcoptiformes; Oppiidae
Product: zinc finger CCHC domain-containing protein 8-like
Exons: 5
Coding region: 212-1201 (329 amino acids)
Cellular component (GO): catalytic step 2 spliceosome
Molecular function (GO): RNA binding
Source: RefSeq, a predicted model, not a curated record